This is a messenger RNA of Owenia fusiformis, 2913 nucleotides long. Lineage: Eukaryota; Metazoa; Annelida; Polychaeta; Sabellida; Oweniidae. The record is from the annotation of a GenBank genome assembly.
AUGCACGGGCAUGUCAGAGCACAGGAAGGUGAUAUCACAGGAGCUGGUGAAGAAGGAAUAGAACUCGCAACAGAUGUUAAACCGAAUACUUACAUCGAACCAUAUCGCGUCAAUGUGACGCAGAAACAUGACAUAGAUGAUGAAGAGGACGAGGCUGUUUGGCAGAAACAGAAAACGUAUACCAGUAGAUAUGGGAACUUUACAUGGCCGAGGCGUGAGCAAGUAGCCGUUGUGGAAGGGAAUAUAACCAUAGGAGGACUUAUGAUGGUACAUGAGAGAAGCGAUUCCAUUGUGUGUGGUAAGGUUAUGCCCCAAGGUGGCAUUCAAGCAACUGAGGCCAUGUUAUUCACUUUAGACAGGAUAAAUUCUGACCCCACUCUUAAAAUACCCGGAGUCAAACUAGGUGCUCGAAUCAAGGAUGACUGUGACAGGGACACUUACGGCCUUGAACAAGCAGUGGAUUUUGUAAGGGGUUCCAUUAACAAUAUCGGAGGCUCCAAAUAUGAAUGUGAUGAGGAAUCGCCGGAAGUGAUAGCGGGGGUUGUUGGCGCUUCCUCCAGUGUGACGUCAAUACAGGUGGCAAAUCUCCUGAAACUCUUCAGGAUACCUCAGGUCAGUUUCUUCUCUACUAGUCCUGUUCUGAGCGACAGCAACCGAUACCCUUACUUCAUGAGGACGAUACCUUCGGACAAAAAUCAGGCGGACGCUAUGAUAGCUCUUGUGAAACAUUUCAACUGGACGUAUGUGUCAGUUGUAUACGAAGAAUCCAGCUAUGGACAAUGGGGUUUUGAGGAGGUUAAGGACCGACUUCUCCAGAAUGAUAUCUGUUUAGCGAUGUCAGACAAACUAAAGAAAGAUUCUGGCGUAGCGGCCGAAGGUGCAUAUGAUGAUGUUGUAAAACGACUGAAGCAGAAAUCGAAUGCUAGAGGUGUGAUUGUGUUUGGAUCUGAUCAGGAGGUUGGAGAGCUCAUGAAGGCGAUCAAGCGUGCGGGAAUGACUGGCCACUUCAGAUGGAUUGGAAGCGAUGGCUGGGGAGGAAGAACAAUUGUUUUUAAAGAUGGCAACCAACCGAUGGUUGAAGGAGCAGUGACUGUCCAACCGUUCGCCCAACCAAUAGAAGGUUUUGAAGAUUACUUUCUGAAUCUCACUCCAGAGAACAACCAAAGAAAUCCCUGGUUCAUAGAAUACUGGGAAGACUAUUUCAGGUGUAAAUAUAAGGACUCGUUACCGACGCCAUUCAACGCGAAGUACAACACAUCUUGUAGAGGUGACGAAAUGCAGACAAAACAGAAUGGUUACGUUGCUGAGGCGCAACUUCAGUACGUCAGUGACGCUACCCUAGCCUUCGCAGUUGCGUUAAAGAGGAUGCACCAAGACGUUUGUGGAGGAAAUCCUGGCCUUUGCGCGGAGAUGGACCCUGUACCAGGACAAAAACUCAAGAAAUACUUGAGAGAAUCGAAAUUUACAGGUCUAUCAGGCGUUCCUUUUGAAUUCCUGCCGAAUGGUGACGGUGUUCCAAGCUACAGAAUACUUAACUUCCGACGUGUACCAAGGCGUCCAGAAGAGUUUGAAUGGGUUACGGUCGGGGAGUUCAGAGAUGGAGAGCUAAAAAUUAACAAUAGCGAGAUUCGGUUCACUUUGGAGGAGACUAUGCCUAUGUCGGCUUGUUCUAAACCAUGCAAAGCAGAUGAAGCUAUUAUAUAUGUAUCGAAAACAAAAUGCUGCUGGUCGUGUGUCAAAUGUUACACAUACCAGUACAUAACAGCUAAUGGGGAGGAAUGUAAAGAGUGUCCAUACGGAACUCGUCCAAGUGAGAAGAAGGAUAGGUGUCUCCCGAUCCCUGAGGAAUAUCUACGGUACAAUAGUGGUAUUGCUAUCACAGCUAUGGCAAUUUCUACAAUCGGAAUUAUUGCUACCUCUUAUAUUAUCAUAGUGUUUAUAAAGUACAAGGAUACGCCGGUUGUCAAGGCCUCUGGGCGAGAGUUAAGCUUUGUCCUUCUUAUAGGGAUCCUUAUGUGCUAUGCCCUUACUUUUCUGUUAGUGGCGAAACCGACAGAUAUUAUUUGUGGAAGUCAGAGAAUAGGAGUUGGGUUCUGUUUUUCCAUUUGCUACGCUGCUGUACUUACAAAGACUAAUAGAAUAGCAAGAAUAUUUAGGUCUGGCAAAAGGACAGCUAAGAGACCUAAAUUCAUCAGCCCGAAAUCGCAACUGAUAAUCUGUGCAUCAGUAGUUGCAGUUCAAAUUAUCAUAGGUGCUAUAUGGUUGGUACUGCGACCACCAAAAUCAACUUACCAUUUCCCGACACGGGAGGAGAACCAACUAGUUUGUGAGUCCGCAAUUGGGCCACAGUACAUUAUAGGAUUCAUGUACCCAAUCGUUCUCAUUAUGGUCUGUACAUUUUAUGCAUUUCUCACUCGAAGGAUACCAGAAGCAUUCAACGAAUCAAAACAUAUAGGAUUCACUAUGUACACAACGUGCAUCAUUUGGUUGGCGUUUGUACCUAUAUACUUUAGCACUGCCAACAACAUUGAGAUCCGCUUGGCCACGAUGUGUUUUAGCAUCAGCCUAAGCGGGACUGUCCUAUUGGCGUGCAUGUUUACUCCUAAACUGUAUAUUAUAAUAUUACACCCGGAGAGGAAUAUAAGACAAUCGAUGAUGUCAGGUAAAUUGACCAGCAAAACAAACAACAGCAACUCAGCACGAAUGGAUUCUGGUACCCAAUCUGAUGCUGAGAUGGAAAUGUGCGAGCGCUUGAAGACGUCAUGCUCCAUCAGCAGUGGUCUGAGUACCAAGUCAACAUGUGGAACUCAAACCCUCAGUAACGGCACUGGAACCACCAUCAGUACUCAAACCUUAAACAGCAUUGGACUACAGUUUGCUUGUGAAUUCGACGAUAUGGAUGUGCAACUAUGA